AUGAAAUCGCUCGUCCUGUUGUCGCUUCUGGUCUCGGCUGUGGCGGGGAAGAUGGCUCGGCUCAAAUUCGUGGUGCACGGGAAAAGAAAGCUAUCCAUGGGACUUCAGCAGUUUCUCCCGUUGAUUCCUGCUAACUUCAUCCCAGUCUCAUCACCAUCUGACAUCACCAUCACCUGUUUCUCAGGCACGUUCAGGCUUCUCCUAAUGUAUUCAGCAAUCAAUAGCUCGCGGGGGGGAAAGAGAGGGGGGGGAGAGGAGGAAAGAGGGGGUGUCAACUUCAUCUUUAUCCACGAGCCUUCUCUCUGCUCUCCCACUUACGCACACGGUACACGCACAACACGCGGGGUCCAGAGUCAGACGAGACGAGACUGGGUUCAGCACCACGGACAGCUCCUGGGUGCGCGUACCCGAGUGGCCCCUGGUUAA
Messenger RNA from Knipowitschia caucasica, 426 nucleotides. NCBI's taxonomy places the organism in Eukaryota, Metazoa, Chordata, Actinopteri, Gobiiformes, Gobiidae. The record is from the annotation of a GenBank genome assembly.